This is a messenger RNA of Clarias gariepinus (North African catfish), 2282 nucleotides long. Its product is annotated as protein-glutamine gamma-glutamyltransferase K-like. Gene Ontology annotation, molecular function: protein-glutamine gamma-glutamyltransferase activity. The record is from RefSeq and is a predicted model, not a curated record. The transcript has 15 exons. Gene Ontology annotation, biological process: peptide cross-linking. Bases 32 to 2209 code for a protein of 725 amino acids. NCBI's taxonomy places the organism in Eukaryota, Metazoa, Chordata, Actinopteri, Siluriformes, Clariidae.
CAUACCGUCUGACGAGAAAAAUAGAGUCAGAAUGUCUUUAGGAACCAGCAGUGUUAACCCCAUGACUGGCCGCACUACUCUCCCACUUUCACAUGGGGGCAAUGCCAUUGUCUUUCCUCCUGGGAGUAACAUCCCUGCCCCAUCAGUUGGUCAGUUAUCAGUGGGCUCUAUAGACCUCCUCAAGUCCAAAACUGGCCAAAACCGCCGGGAGCAUCACACGGACCGUUACCAAAGCAAUAACCUUAUCAUCCGUCGAGGGCAGGGCUUUCAAAUUAGGUUAGAGUUCUCACGAGGGUUUGACCCUAAAUCUGACAAACUACACCUUCAACUUGAUCUAGGCCCUAAGCCAUCAAUAUCAAAAGGCACCUUAGUGACUGUUUCUCUGGUUGAGAAGUUGCGGAACAAUUUCUGGGAGGCCAAAAUUAUCAACCAAAAGGGUAAAAGUAUAAAUCUUUGCGUCAACACCCCACCGACUGCUCCCAUUGGUCGCUAUAAGCUUAGUGUGAUAACAUGGACCCCAGAAGGGAGCACCACUUUUAGUUGCAAGUCUGAAAACGAUAUCUACUUGUUGUUUAACCCAUGGUGUAAAGAUGACACAGUGUUUCUGGAUAAUGAAGAGCAGAGGAUGGAGUAUGUCCUAAAUGAAUAUGGAACACUUUAUUGUGGAACAAAGAAUCAGAUUGGUUCCAGGCCUUGGAUCUUUGGACAGUUUGCUGAUGGGGUUCUCGCAGCAUGUCUCUUCAUAUUGGAGAAGAGUCAAGCACUUGCUUCAGGUUGGGGAGAUCCUGCUACUAUUAGCAGACUUGUUUCAGCCAUGGUUAACGCUCCUGAUGAUCAAGGUGUGUUGGUGGGGAAUUGGUCAACAGUCUACGAGAAUGGGACUGCUCCAACGCUGUGGCAUGGCAGUGUGGAAAUUCUCAGGCAGUACCACACAAGUGGAGGAAAACCUGUUAAAUAUGGCCAGUGCUGGGUGUUUGCAGGAGUCACCACCACAAUUCUCAGGUGUUUGGGGAUUCCCACUCGCAGUGUCACAAACUUUGACUCUGCCCACGACACAGACGUUUCCAUGACAAUCGAUGUGUAUGUUGAUGAGAAGAUGAGGCCGAUUAGGAACCUCAACAAUGACUCAGUUUGGAACUUUCAUGUGUGGAACGAAUGCUGGAUGGCACGGCCUGACUUACCAGUUGGCAUGGGUGGUUGGCAGGUGGUGGAUGCAACCCCUCAAGAGACGAGUCAGGGUAUGUUCCGCUGUGGCCCUACACCUGUGGCGGCUGUCCUUGAUGGACUGGUUUAUACCAGAUUCGAUACACACUUUGUCUUUCCCGAGGUGAACAGUGACAGGAUCUACUGGCAAAAACAACCUGGUGGCAACUUCAGUCAGAUAGGCAUCGAUAAGAAUGUAGUGGGGCACUGCAUUAGCACCAAGGCAGUUGGCUGUGACAAAAGAGAGGACAUCACACACCUCUACAAAUACCCAGAAGGGUCUGAAAGAGUGCGAAUUGCCCUUGAAACGGCUUCCCACUAUGGCUCCAAGCCUAACGUCUACCCCUCUGCUGUGAUCAAUGAUGUCACAUUAGAGGUUUCCAUUAAAGGGGAGGAGCCUUUCAUAGGUCAAGAUGCUUGUCUGGCCUUCACGGUGAAGAACAGCAGCUCUGAGAAUCGCAGUGGCAGCUUGUUCUGCCAUGUGGCAGUCAUGUACUAUACUGGAGUAAUAAAGGGCAAGGUGAAGGAGGAGGAAAUAGCGGUGAAGCUCAAACCUACCGAAGUCAAGACACUAGAUUGGACCAUUCCAUAUGCCAAAUACAAGGACCUGCUUGUGGACCAUGCAGCAAUGCUGCUCACCAUGACUGGACGAGUCCGUGAGACUCAACAGGUUUUGGCAACUCGGUUCAACUUCCACCUGCACUCGCCUGACAUUACUAUCAUCCCUGUAGGAGACGCUGUGCUGGGGAAAGAGAUGGCGGCUAAUAUCACCUUUAAGAAUCCACUGCCAUGUGUACUGAAGAAUGUUAAGUUCCACAUAGAGGGCUUGGGCUUGAUGAAGGCAAAGGACGUUUGCUACGGUGAUGUGGCCAGUCUGACGACCGUCACCCUGAACGAGAAGUUCACUCCCACUUUAGCUGGUCCACAGAAGCUUCUAGCCUCUCUGGACUGCCAGCAGCUCACACACGUUUAUGGUGUGGCCGAAAUCCUCAUCAAGGAGAAGUAAAAAGUUUAAAGAAUGCAUACUCGAAUGCGAAAAAACCCCAAAAGAAAAGUAAAAAUAAAAAAAGCUAAUGCUA